Molecule: messenger RNA, 10162 nt
Organism: Cricetulus griseus (Chinese hamster)
Lineage: Eukaryota; Metazoa; Chordata; Mammalia; Rodentia; Cricetidae
Source: RefSeq, a predicted model, not a curated record
ACCUUGUGUUGUCAUCCUCCGAGCGACGGCCGGAGGUGGUGGCGUAGGCCCGGGCGGGGCGUUUGGUUUCGUUUCUGCACCGACUGGAAUUAGUGUCGACGGUCAAAAUGGGAGUCCCCAAGUUUUACCGAUGGAUCUCGGAGCGGUAUCCCUGCCUCAGCGAAGUGGUGAAGGAGCAUCAGAUUCCAGAAUUUGAUAAUUUGUAUCUGGAUAUGAAUGGAAUUAUACAUCAGUGUUCCCAUCCUAAUGAUGACGAUGUUCACUUCAGAAUUUCAGAUGACAAAAUCUUUACUGAUAUUUUUCACUACUUGGAGGUGUUGUUUCGAAUUAUUAAACCUAGGAAAGUGUUCUUUAUGGCUGUUGAUGGUGUGGCUCCUCGAGCAAAAAUGAACCAGCAACGUGGGAGGCGUUUUAGGUCAGCCAAGGAGGCGGAAGAUAAAAUUAAAAAAGCAAUAGAAAAGGGAGAAACACUUCCUACAGAAGCCAGAUUUGAUUCUAACUGUAUUACUCCAGGGACUGAAUUCAUGGCCAGGUUGCAUGAACAUCUGAAGUAUUUUGUAAAUAUGAAAAUUUCCACUGACAAAUCAUGGCAAGGCGUUACCAUCUACUUCUCAGGCCAUGAGACUCCUGGAGAAGGAGAGCAUAAAAUCAUGGAAUUUAUCAGAUCGGAGAAAGCAAAGCCAGAUCAUGAUCCAAACACCAGACAUUGUCUUUAUGGCUUAGAUGCUGACUUGAUCAUGCUUGGAUUAACAAGUCACGAGGCACAUUUUUCUCUCUUAAGAGAAGAGGUUCGGUUUGGUGGAAAAAAAACACAAAGGGUUUGUGCACCAGAAGAAACGACAUUUCACCUCCUACACUUGUCUUUAAUGAGAGAGUAUAUUGAUUAUGAAUUUUCAGCAUUAAAAGAAAAGAUCACAUUUAAGUAUGAUAUUGAAAAAAUUAUAGAUGAUUGGAUUUUGAUGGGAUUUCUUGUUGGCAAUGAUUUUAUCCCUCAUCUACCUCAUUUGCAUAUUAAUCAUGAUGCUCUGCCUCUCCUUUAUGGAACGUACAUUGCCAUCCUGCCCGAACUUGGAGGUUAUAUUAAUGAAAGUGGACAUCUCAACUUACCUCGAUUUGAGAGAUACCUUGUGAAACUGUCAGAUUUUGAUCGAGAGCACUUCAGUGAAGUUUUUGUGGACCUCAAGUGGUUUGAAAGCAAAGUUGGUAACAAGUAUCUCAAUGAAGCAGCAGGUGUGGCAGCUGAAGAAGCCAAGAACUUCAAGGAAAAAAGAAAAUCAAAGGGCCAGGAAAAUUCUUUAAGCUGGGCUGCUUUAGACAAAAGUGAAGGUGAAGGAGUGGCUUCUAAAGAUAAUUUUGAAGAUGAGACUGAAGAUGACGAUCUGUUUGAAACUGAAUUUAGACAAUAUAAAAGAACAUACUAUAUGACGAAGAUGGGGGUUGAUGUAGUAUCUGAUGAGUUUCUGGCUGAUCAAGCUGCUUGUUAUGUUCAGGCUAUACAGUGGAUCUUACACUAUUACUAUCAUGGAGUCCAAUCCUGGAGCUGGUACUAUCCCUAUCAUUAUGCACCCUUCCUGUCCGAUAUCCGAAACAUCAGUACACUUAAAAUCCAUUUUGAACUGGGGAAACCCUUCAAGCCAUUCGAGCAGCUUCUUGCUGUCCUUCCGUCAGCUAGCAAAAAUUUGCUUCCUACAUGCUACCAGCAUUUGAUGACCAGCGAAGACUCACCAAUUAUAGAAUAUUAUCCACCUGAUUUUAAAACUGAUCUAAAUGGGAAACAACAGGAAUGGGAAGCUGUGGUAUUAAUACCCUUUAUUGAUGAGAAGCGAUUGUUGGAAGCCAUGGAAACAUGUAAUCACUCCCUCAAAAAGGAAGAAAGGAAAAGAAACCAACACAGUGAAUGUCUAAUGUGCUGGUAUGAUAAAGACACAGAGUUCACCUACUCCUCUCCAUGGCCAGAAAAGUUCCCUGCCAUAGAACGAUGCUGUACAAGGUACAAAAUAAUAUCAUUAGAUGCUUGGCGUGUAGACAUAAACAAGAACAGAAUAACCAAGGUUGACCAGAAGGCAUUAUAUUUCUGUGGAUUCCCUACUUUGAAACACAUCAAACAUAAAUUUUUUUUGAAGAAAAGUGGUGUUCAAGUAUUCCAGCAGAGUAGUCGUGGUGAGAACAUGAUGUUGGAAAUCUCAGUGAACACAGAACCAGAUGAACUUAGUAUAGAAAACAUAGCAUCAUCAGUCCUUGGAAAGUCGGUCUUUGUUAACUGGCCCCAUCUGGAAGAAGCUAGAGUUGUGGCAGUAUCAGAUGGUGAAACUAAGUUUUACUUGGAAGAACCUCCAGGAACACAGAAAGUUUAUUUGGGGAAAACUGCUCCACCAUCUAAAGUCAUCCAACUUGCAGAUAAAGAACAGUCGAACUGGACUAAAGAAAUACAAGGAAUUUCAGAACAAUACCUAAGGAGAAAGGGAAUAAUAAUAAAUGAAACAUCUGCUGUUGUGUAUGCCCAGUUGCUCACAGGUCGUAAAUAUCAAGUCAAUCAGAAUGGGGAAGUUCAUCUGGAAAAACAGUGGUCAAAACAGAUUCUUCCUUUUGUUUAUCAAACUAUUGUUAAGGACAUCCGAGCUUUUGACUCUCGUUUCUCCAGUAUCAAAACAUUGGGUGAUUUGUUUCCUCUGAGAAGUAUGGUCUUUAUGCUGGGAACUCCUUAUUAUGGCUGCACUGGAGAAGUUCAGGAUUCAGGUGAUGUGAUCACAGAAGGUAGGAUUCGUGUGGUUUUCAGCAUUCCAUGUGAACCAAAUCUUGAUGCUUUGAUACAGAACCAACAUAAAUACUCUAUAAAGUACAACCCGGGAUAUGUGUUGGCCGGUCGCCUUGGAGUGAGUGGAUACCUUGUUUCAAGGUUUACAGGAAGUAUUUUUAUUGGAAGAGGAUCUAGGAGAAACCCUCAUGGAGACCAUAAAGCAAAUGUGGGUUUAAAUCUCAAAUUCAACAAGAAGAAUGAGGAAGUCCCUGGAUACACAAAGAAAGUUGGGAGUGAGUGGAUGUACUCCUCGGCAGCGGAGCAGCUUCUGGCAGAGUACAUAGAAAGAGCGCCAGAACUGUUUAGUUAUAUAGCCAAAAACAGCCAAGAGGAUGUGUUCUAUGAAGAUGACAUCUGGCCCGGAGAAAAUGAGAAUGGUGCUGAGAAAGUUCAAGAAAUUAUUACUUGGCUGAAAGGACAUCCUGUGAGCACACUGUCCCGUUCUUCUUGUGAUUUACACAUUCUGGAUGCAGCCAUUGUUGAAAAAAUAGAGGAAGAAGUUGAGAAGUGCAAGCAAAGAAAGAAUAAUAAAAAAGUACGAGUGACGGUGAAGCCCCAUCUGCUGUACAGACCUUUGGAGCAGCAGCAUGGAGUCAUCCCUGACCGGGACGCGGAGUUCCGUCUGUUUGAUCGUGUUGUAAACGUGAGAGAGAACUUCUCAGUGCCAGUCGGCCUCCGAGGCACCGUCAUUGGAAUUAAAGGAGCUAGUAGAGAAGCUGAUGUCCUAUUUGAAGUAUUAUUUGAUGAGGAAUUUCCUGGAGGCUUAACAAUAAGGUGCUCACCUGGUAGGGGUUACCGACUGCCAACAAGUGCCUUGGUGAACCUUUCUCAUGGGAGUCGAUCUGAAACUGGAAAUCAGAAGUUGACAGCCAUUGUGAAACCACAACCAGCCAUGAAUUACUCCAGCUCAAACUCAUCAGUUUCAUCUGGGCACUUGGGAGGCCUCAACCAUUCUCCCCAGUCACUUUUUGUCCCUACUCAAGUACCUACAAAAGGUGAUGAUGAGUUUUGCAACAUUUGGCAAUCUCUACAGGGAUCUGGAAAAAUUCAACCCCAUCAGCCAACGGUACAAGAAAAGGUUGCAGUUCUACCUCAAGAAAUAAGUCAAGUAACUCAGCCACAUAAAUCCGGCUUUAAUGACAACAGUGUUAAAAUUCAGCAAAGAAAACAUGACCCUCACCGAAAAUUUAAGGAAGAAUAUAAGAGUCCUAAAGCUGAGUGCCAGACACAAAAAUUGCCCAAUAAACAGACUUCUGGAGGGUCUGCCAAAUGUAAUAUUAAACUAUUGAAGAGAAAUGAAAGUCCAGGAGCCUCAGAAGCCCAGAAGGUUGUGACUGGUUACCCAAAUGCUAUUGAUAAGCCUCACUCUGGAAUUGAGAACUUUUUAGCAUCCUUGACUAUCUCUAAAGAAAGUGAAGUACAGUCACCUCAUCACGGAGAGCCUCCAGAUGAGGAGCAUCUGUCCCCACAGUCAUUUGCUAUGAAAGGAACACGGAUGCUUAAAGAAAUUCUAAAAAUCGAUAGCCCUGACACAACCGACAGUAAGAAUGAUGGGAAACAAUUUGAUAGCGAAGUCACUGCUUCUCCCAAUAGAAGAGAUGAGCAUGGACCAUUCUCACAACCCGAGCAAAGUAAGAAGCUGGCAUGCUUUAUGAACAAGCCCCGUGGUACCAAUGAAUACCAAAAUGCUCCAUCUGUGGAGGGUGUGUGUUGGCCUGGCCAUAUCCCUCCUGUAUCCACACCAGUAACUGAACUUGCUCGAAUUUGUUCCCUUGUUGGAAUGCCACAACCAGAUUUUUCUUUUCUGAGAACAACACAGACAAUGACAGUUUGUCAGGUAAAAUUGUCUAAUGGUUUACUGGUCCAUGGGCCACAGUGCCACUCUGAAAGUGAAGCCAAGGAGAGAGCUGCACUUUUUGCUUUACAACAACUGGGCUCCUUUGGUGUGAAUUAUCCUUUGCCUCCACCAAUAUUUCCAAAUUAUCCUCCUUCUGUACCAUCCGGAACCAUUCCUCCCAUUUUUCCUCAACCUACUGCUAAUAUAAUACCUUCACCAUCUCAUAUCUAUGGCUCAGUGCCAUGGAGACCACCAGUGCCAGUUGCUGGGAAGGCCUUCCAUCAUCCUGCAUAUCCUGGAACCAUGCCCUUGGCUGGAGGAAUGCCAAGCGGGGUGCACAAUCAGUUCAUACCUCUGCAGGUUACGAAAAAAAGGGUUGCAAGCAGAAAGAAUUUUGAGACUAAGGAGGCCCAGAGUUCUCAAGCCACACCACUUCAGACUAGCAAGCCAGGGUCUUCUGAAGUCAAAAUAAUUCCACAAGAAAGCCCAUCAGUCUCUUUGAAGUCCUCCCCAGCUGCUCAACCUGUGUCUUCUCAAGUCGACACUGCCUCCCAAGGCCAUGGAGUGACCCACCAGAAACCAGCAUCGAGCUCCUCGAGAAGGAAAUCAAGGAAACUGGCUGUUAAUUUUAGCAUUCCUAAACCUUCUGAAUAAAUUUGAUACCUGGGAAUUAAUUUCUUUUAUUUCCAUCUACCUUUUUUAUAAAUUGAUAUCUAUGUGUCAGAAAUGUACUAUUUUAGAAUAUGUUUAGAUUGAAUAUUUUUUAUUUUUAAGUUAUCAGGCACUUUUCAUGCUAUUUAAGACUAUAUAUCAAAUUGUGCACUUUAAGUAUGUGCAAUUUGUUGUACAUCAGUGAUACCUCAAUAAAGCUGUAAAAAAAUCAAAUUAAAUCUUGUAUUAAAAUAAGUAUCAUACUGGGCAUAGUAGUUCAUGCCUAUAACCCUCAUGCUUGAGAGGCUGAGACAGGAGGAUUGCCAUAUAUUCAAGGUUAGCUAGGGCUACAUAGUGAGUUCCUGGCCAGCCUGAGACAUUGCUUCAAAAACCAAAAAAAUAAAGUAAAUUAUUAGUGGGCUAAAUGUUAAAAUGUACCACUAACCAUUGGCUUCCUCAUUAGAAGCAUCCUUGAAUUAUAAAUUAGUCAUUAUGUUAUCAUAAUAAUAAGCUUUUUUUACACUAUUAUUGAGGGAUAAUUAAAUGCAGCAUGAAUUAGGCCUCAUAAUUUCCUAAAUGUGGGUUUUAUUUCUCUUUAAUGAUGUAGCAACAUGGCUUGGAGAGUGGCCCUUACUCUGUCUUCACAUCAGUCUGUUGCCAGAGUCAGUCCCAGGAUGCUGUGGAGCUAGCGCACUGGCCGUGGCCAUGGCGCCAGCGCACUGGCUGGUGCUGCCAGCGUUGCUGUGUUCUGAACCUUGUUCCAAAGCAGUUUUAGAAGACCCUCCAAAUCAUUUGUCUGACUGCUUUGAACUAGAAAUAGCAAUCUAGAUUUGAGAAAUGACGAUUUUUUUUCUUUAGAUUAUUCAAGAGCCAGCAUUAAGAAUUUCUAAUAAAAUUAAGUUUCAAAAUCUACAGGGUACUGUGAUUACAAAUCAGUCUUCAAAUAGAAUUCAGUACAAAAUGCUAAUCACUUUAUUCUUGCUUAGGCUUCUUGGGUUUUGUUUGUUUUGAGACGGGGGUCUUGCUGUGUAGUCCUGGCUGGCCUAGUGCUCAUGGCAACCCUCCAGUUCUGGGAUCCCCGCCAUGCAUCACCACACCCGCCUGUGUGACGCCUUCUCUGCUUACUUCACAUAUGUGUGGAGUCCAUGUGUAGCGCUUCCUGGGACUGAGACCAUUUUAAACGCUUUUUUAAAACUUUUUUAAAAAUUCCAGUAUGUUUGUGUGUACAUUAUUUCCUGCCUGUCCCGUUCUUGUUGUGCAUUUUAGCACUCGCUGAACUAUUCCGUGAUGUACAUUUGUCUCUGCAUGUCACUCGUGGAUGUCUGUGUUCACACUGUUGAAAUGAUUUGGAUUUUACGAAAACUUCUCAAUGACAUCAGGGCCUGCAUUUAUAUAUGAACAUAUAUUUAUCUUUUAGUUUUGUGAUAUGUUUAUAUUUUUAAGGAGUAAAAUGAUCAUACUUUUUAAAAAGUAAAAACCAGUCUUUAUAUGGAGCUGCUUACUGUUGUUGUAUGUGAUUUCCUUAGCUCAUUGAAAAUGCUGCCAUAAGUCUUAAAAUCGUUUUACUGUUUUUUUUAAAAUGCUUGUAUAAAACUCAAUUCCUUUCUCUGCUGACUUCAGUGUUUCUCUAAAUGAUGGCAGGAUAUAUGUAUGCUAGUAGUGCCUUUAGUAUAAGAGGUAUUUGGUCAUUGUCUUCAUUUUCUAUGGUCAUGUGACUUCCUAGAACUUUGUUUUCUGUUAAUAGAAAGUUCAGCUGUUUGUCAGUGCCCAGCACUUCCUCACAUGCAGUGAGGCACAGGGGUAAGGCUCAGGUCAUUCUCAGUGUUUGUCCUCAGGGCUUCACAAGUUCCAUUUUCAAGGGAAACCUCCAUUGGAAACUCAAGGGGAUGUCCAGUUAUGACACUGUUACAGUUACUCCUUCCCAGAACCUCACCAUUCAUUUCCUCCUGUGUGGUGAUCCCACCAUGGUGUAUGACCAUGUUCCCUGUAGAACACAGAGGAAAGAUUCCUUUUGCAAAACCCCCUGAGAGAUUUUAGUAAACACAGUGUCAUUGAACCUGUGAAGGUAUUUCUCUAAAAGUUUGAGUACAAGCUAGUAAUUCUAUAUGGAGAGCCGGUAAGAUUAUUUGAACUUCCUUUUGAAAAAAAAAGUCUAAGAGUCAAGCUUGUAGAGAAAAUAAAAUAGGAGAGGACUGGAUGUUGGCAGAUAGGGAGUGAUGAGUCUCCCCCCUUAGCCCUAUUCUCAGUGCAGGUCGGAUAUCUAGGAAACGUGCAACCUCUGGAAGAUUUGAGACAUGGCUGUCUUAACAGCUAGAUAGCUAUAAGGACACAGGAUCUGUUGGCAUGUCUGGAGGGAUCUAGCACAUCUUUGAAGGAGCCAUACAGCUCUCCCCUCUGGGAUGGAGCAGUUUGAGACUCUCAAGCUUCUAAAACAAGCUUUGGUGGAAAUGGUGAACUUUGGUCACAAAAGGAAAGACUCCCCCAGACUAUCUGUGUUUUCAUAUAACUAGAAAAGUUAUUUGAUUAAGCCUUCCUCUCCUCACUGGAAACUAUUGCAAAUGUCCUGGCUCAACAAGCCUUUCCUUUUUACGCAAAUGUAGUUAAUUUGAAGAUGGAUCCUUUCCGCCAUUGUUUCUCCUCACAAUUCUGUGCUUUACCUGGUUACUACCUUCGUUUUCAAAUUUGGCAGAUAAAAUGCAUUCAUUGACUUAAACACUUUGUAGACUAAACGCGUAAACAUCUAAACCUCAGUUGUGUCAAAAAAUUAUUUCCACUGAAUCUCAGUUUCAAUUUAAGAUUUUCCUCUUCUGGGAAUGGUACUGCCCAUCUCUAAUGCCAGCACUCUGGCAGCUAUGGCAGAGGACUGGGAAUUCAAGGCAAGCCUAGGCUAUGGAAAUGCUGCCUAGAAAAAAGAUUCGCCUUCAUUUUCAAAGCAGUAAGUAAAGGUGACAGGCUAUUCCCCUCCUUUCCCUAUGAGCACAAUGAAGAGUAUUGAUGUCAAUUUUCCUGGUACUAUUUCCAUGCCUUUGUGUUUGGAAAGUUCUAGAGUCUUGGUUCAUGGGAGAGGAGGCAAGAAGAGGGAGCCUGGAUAAGAUCCAAUAGUAUUUGUAGACUUCAAUGUACUUUUUUAUCUUAAGGAAAUAAGCUAUAGGGUCAUUUUAUUUGCUCCCCCUUUGUGUGGCUAUUCUAUUUGUAUCAGCAAAUAUUUUUUUCGUAGUAGUUAUUUAGUUUCCACCUUACAUGGCAUGACUCCUGGCUCUCCACUGAAGGAAGCUCUCACACACUUCUCUGCUAUGUUACUUUGUGCCAUCUUGCUUCUAGGCUUUUCUUUUACUGUAGAAGAGAAUCUGUUGGAAACUACUGUGAGAGGUAUUCUGUAUCUUAAAAAAAAAAAAAAAAAAAAAAAAAGACUGUCACCAAAAUUAUUAUUUUUUAAGAGGUAGUGCCAGGAAUCAAACUGCAGCUUUCUGUGUGCAUUUAUGUUUGUUUCUUCAACGAAGUAGUCUCUUUUGCAGGCACUCCCUUUGCUAGCAAAAAAUAAAGCUUAAGUUUUGGAUGUUUUUUAGACUGAAAAUUUGUAUUCCCAUUAGACAUCCUAGUUUUCUGCCAGGUACAGUGAGUCAGCUAUGGAGGGAUAGCAGCUUUCAGGUAACCGGGAAGAGCAGACAAGCAGGCCUGAGUUUUACAUCACAUGCUGAGUUAGAUGGUACUGGUCCUUCUUCUUGAAAGAGAGGGCAGGAGGAAAAGAGUUCAAGUGUCAAGAAUGUUGAGAAUCCGUGUGUCCGUGGGCAAAAUCUCCCUGCUUUUCAGUGAUGGGUCUCAGGUGCAGCUGCUUUCUAAUAGACUGCACUCUGACAUAGUGAAACCUGUAAAGUUAAUUUUUCUGCCAUGUGGCCCAUUACUGCCGAUUUUUGCAGCAGGUGAUGCUCCGUGUAGCUGCUUAGGGAUUAGAAACCAAGCUCUCUGUUUCAAAAUGAUAGGAGUGAGAAUCUGCUUCAUGGCUUGCUUUAAGUGCUCCCUCUGGUUCAGUCGCUCCUCCUCCCUCCACUCCAUUCCUGUACCCUCCUCCCUUUUGCUACAUAGCUCUUUCAGUCCUCCUCUCUCCACCUCCUAAAUUCUGAAGUUACAAAGUAUGGCUCCAUGACCAGUGUGCUUUACGCUCUAUUAAUCCUGCCUUUCCUUUACAGUACACACAUAUAUGUGUAUUUGUUUUGUGUUUCAACACAGGAAUUCUCUGUAUAGCCAUGGCUAUCCUGGAACUCACUCUGUAGAUCAGGUUGGCCUCAAACUCAGAGAGAUCCUCCUGCCUCUGCCUCCUGAGUGCUGGGAUUAAAGGUGUGCACCAUCAACACACGGCUGGAUUUUAUUUUUUAACUUGGGGUUGGGGGGAAUUCAAGUAUCUUAUAUUUCUUUUUUUCUAAACAAAUUACUUUGACUAUUUUCAUUUUGCAUUUGAGCAAUCGGAAUGCUGUGUAUCAAAGUGUUUCCUCAUUUAAACAGUGUGAUCUCAUACACAUCUAUCUCCCUUGAUUUCUUUCCUUAUGUAACUAUUUUGUAAGUAACUGGAGUUUUUCAUUAGAUCUUAGGCAAAGCAGUAUUUUAUUAAAAAUUACAAAGGGAAGACUUCUUUGUGCUCAUUUUGUAAUUUUUAUUUUAACUAUCAUUACAUUGUAUGUCAAUUAUAUUUGAAGUAUUUUAAGCUUCCAUGGAAUGGACUCCAAAUGUAUUUUUAUGUUGUACAUUUGUAAAUUCAUAGCACGGAGUUAGCCUCAAAGUGUUGUGCAAAGGGAUUUCUACAUACAAAAGUCACUGGCGGUCUGAACAUGUGUGUGCGCUCAAUGCGCUGUGGUUUGGAUUAAAGACUGAAUGAUGGCAAA